UGGAGCCCUCUUUAGUGCAGAUUUAUGAUGACACUCAAGCCACGAAUUUCAUUUUUGGGCUAUUUUCUGUCCUAGUACCUAGUACCUGUCAUCAGGAGGAGUGAUGUACAUUGAUUCUGGGCCUUCAGUUUACCACACUGAGUUUAUUUUCCUUUUCAUUGUUCCUGGAAUACUCAUCAUCAUCUUAAAGACUUCCCUUAUUAUUUCACCAAAUGUAGUGGUAGAGUCAACCCUGUCAUUUCUUCACUGAAUGCAGUGCAUCCUCCACAUUACAACUCAUCAAGAAGUCCCUUGUCAGAUGCCAGCACCUCGAUGUUAGAUUUCCCAGCCUCCAGAACUCUUUGCCCCAAGGGAAGCAGUAGCGUGGAAGAGGACCCUUUCCUGGCUGCUCUCUGCCUCUCCUUGCACAAGUGAACAGGAUGCAGUUUUCUGGAGGAAAUCGGAGGAAGAAGCUGAGGUUGACAGGUGACCAGAAGAAUGUGAGCUACCCUCAUAGCCUUCAGUUUUACUUGCAACCACCUUCUGAAAACAUAUCUUUGAUAGAGUUUGAAAGCUUGGCUAUCGAUAGAGUUAAAUUGCUCAAGACAGUGGAAAAUCUUGGUGUGAGCUAUGUGAAAGGAACUGAGCAAUACCAGAGUAAGCUGGAAGCUGAGAUUCGAAAGGUCAAGUUCUCCUAUAGAGAAAAUUUAGAAGAUGAAUAUGAACCACGAAGAAGAGAUCAUAUUUCUCAUUUUAUUUUGCGCCUUGCUUAUUGCCAGUCUGAAGAUCUUAGACGCUGGUUCAUUCAACAAGAAAUGGAUCUCCUCCGAUUUCGGUUUAGUAUUUUACCCAAGGACAAAAUUCAGAGUUUCUUGAAGGAUAGCCACUUGCAGUUUGAGGCUAUAAAUGAUGAAGAGAAGACUCUGCGAGAACAGGACAUUAUCGCCUCAUCACCGAGUUUAAGUGGGACUCAAUUGGAGUUGGAGUCAGUUUAUAAGAUCCCUUUUGCCGAUGCUCUGGAUUUGUUCCGAGGAAGGAAGGUCUAUUUGGAAGAUGGUUUUGCAUUUGUGCCUCUUAAGGACAUUGUAGCAAUCAUCCUCAAUGAAUUCAGAGCCAAACUGUCCAAAGCUUUAGCAUUAACAGCCAGGUCCUUGCCUGCUGUGCAGUCUGACGAGAGACUUCAGCCUUUGCUCAACCACCUCAGUCAUUCCUACACUGGCCAAGAUUAUAACACACAGGGAAAUGCUGGGAAGAUUUCCUUAGAUCAGAUUGAUUCGUUUUCUACCAAAUCCUUCCCACCUUGCAUGCGUCAGUUACAUAAAGCCUUGCGGGAAAAUCACCAUCUUCGCCAUGGAGGCCGAAUGCAGUAUGGUCUCUUCCUGAAGGGCAUUGGCUUAACGUUGGAACAGGCAUUACAGUUCUGGAAGCAAGAAUUUAUCAAAGGGAAGAUGGACCCAGACAAGUUUGAUAAAUGUUAUUCUUACAACAUCCGCCAUAGCUUCGGAAAAGAAGGCAAGAGGACAGACUAUACACCUUUCAGUUGUCUGAAGAUUAUCCUAACCAAUCCACCAGGCCAGGGGGAUUAUCAUGGGUGCCCAUUCCGUCACAGUGAUCUGGAGCUGCUGAAGCAGAAGUUGCAGUCAUACAAGAUCUCUCCUGGAGGGAUAAACGAGAUUUUGGAUUUAGUCAAGGGGACACAUUACCAGGUGGCCUGUCAGAAGUACUUUGAGAUGAUACAUAAUGUGGAUGAUUGUGGCUUUUCUUUGAGUCAUCCCAAUCAGUUCUUUUUUGAGAGCCAACGGAUCCUAAAUGGUGGUAAAGACAUCAAGAAGGAAUCCAGUCAACCAGAAGCUCCCCAACCCAAACCAAGUGUCCACAAAAACAAGGAUGCAUCAUCUGCUCUGGCCUCUUUAAAUUCCUCUAUGGAAAUGGAUAUGGAAGGCCUAGAAGAUUACUUUAGUCAGUGACUCCUGGGUGGUUUAGUAGUCAUUUUUCACUAGCCGUAUUCUUUUUUAACCCUUUUGUUUAACUUCUCAUUACACCUUACUCCAGUUCAUCUACAUACCUACCAGAUUUGCAGUUAUAAAAGCUCUUCACUAUAUUUUGCUUCAACCAAAGGGAAGAGGAAGAGAUUGUAUAGAAGUCCAACUGAUUUCUAGACUGGCUAAAGUCCCCAGAAACAACAUGGGUAAAAGCAAUAUAGCUAAAAACAACUUUAAUCUUAACCCAUUAUUACUUUGAAAUUUUGACCCAAUCCUUUACUGGACUAUUUUCAUUAAUAAAUAUCUGAAUGUA
This is a messenger RNA of Oryctolagus cuniculus (rabbit), 2274 nucleotides long. The record is from RefSeq and is a predicted model, not a curated record. NCBI's taxonomy places the organism in Eukaryota, Metazoa, Chordata, Mammalia, Lagomorpha, Leporidae.